This is a messenger RNA of Hipposideros armiger (great roundleaf bat), 5041 nucleotides long. RefSeq names its product centromere protein L (gene CENPL). The record is from RefSeq and is a predicted model, not a curated record. Lineage: Eukaryota; Metazoa; Chordata; Mammalia; Chiroptera; Hipposideridae. The transcript has 6 exons. Bases 248 to 1288 code for a protein of 346 amino acids.
AUCGGCGAUAAUAGGUCGCUCGACUGUGCCCUCAGUUAAAAUGGCUACCCUCGUUGUUUCAUUGACUUGGAAUCGGCGCCCAGUAGGCUUCCUGCGUUGGGCCGCAGAGCGAGUCGGGAAGCGAAUUUAAACUGAGCUGGCGGCUGCGGGGGCGGAUUUCAGUCACGACGGAGCUUUGGACCCAGACUUGGAGAAUGAUUCGUGAAGCCGGCUUGGGUGACAGCGUCAUCACAGCGUUUCACUGAUCAUGGAUUCUUAUAAUGCACCAGAAUCGACUCCCAGACAAAGUGGACCGUCAGGGGUUAAAGAUUACUUUAUAGGUGCCACCCUUCUGCAGAAGCGACUAGAAUCAGCCAAGAAGCUGACUUCAGUUGUCCCCACUCCAUCUCGAAGGAAAGUUCCCCAGUGUUCACAGUUGCAGGAAGAUGCUGAACUUCAAAAGGUUGCAUUCCUUCUGCAUAAGCAAUGGUCUUUAUACAGUGUAACUCCCUUAUAUAAAUUCUCCUAUACUAAUCUCAAAGAGUAUUCUAAACUUCUGAGCGCAUUUAUUGCUGCUGAAAAGCAAAAAGGCCUUGCUGUGCAAGUGGGAGAAGACCUCAACAUCAAAGUGAUUUUCUCUGCUCUGCUGGGAAUGAAAGGAACACAAAGGGACCCCGAAGCGUUUCUUGUCCAGAUUCUGUCAAAAUCUCAAUCGCCCUCUGAGAACAGCAAAGGUAAAGUGUUGUGGACUGGUUGGUUCUGCUGUGUAUUUGGAGACAGCCUUCUGGAGACUGUUCCAGAAGAUUUCACCUGUCUACCUUUAUUCCUUGCAAAUGGAGCAGAGACUAACACAGCCAUCAUUGGAACCUGGUUUCAGAAAACUUUUGACUGUUACUUCAGUCCCUUGGCAAUCAGUGCGUUUAAUCUUUCCUGGAUGGCUGCUAUGUGGACUGCUUGCAAAAUGGACCAUUAUAUGGCUACUACGGAAUUCCUGUGGUCUGUGCCCUGUAGCCCUCAAAGCCUGGACAUUUCUUAUGCCAUCCAUCCAGACGAUGCAAAAGCUUUGUGGGACAGUGUCCACAAAACACCUGGCGAAGUUACCCAGGAGGAAGUCGACUUAUUCAUGAACUGCCUUUAUUCCCAUUUCUAUAGGCAUUUCAAAAUUCAUUUAUCAGCCACAAGAUUGGUUCGUGUUUCAACAUCUGUAGCUUCAGCACAUACUGAUGGAAAAAUAAAGAUUCUGUGUCAUAAAUACAUUAUUGGAGUGUUGGCAUAUUUGACAGAACUGGCAAUUUUUCAAAUUGAGUGAGGACUUCUGGGGACUAUAAAUUAUGGAUUAUAUACCUUUUUCUCAUUUAUUAUUUGCCUAACUGCUCAGCUGAGAGGGACUGCAGGAGAAAUGGACGGCUAUGUCUGCGUCUGUUUCCAACAGUACCUUUGGAGCUGCCCAGAUGGAAGCCAAGAAGGAUCUAGAAGAACAAAGAAGGGGGUAGUGGAAGAACCACAGCCAGGUGCUCGUAUAAUAGUCAUGGUUACCUGGGAUGCAUCUCUAGAAAAUGCUGAGUUGUUUAUUGACCAUCUUUUUAAAAAAUGUGUAAUGUUUAGUAUGUCAAACUUUUAGGAUUCAAAUGAGAUAUCUGUGAUAUUGAGUAUUUCUGGUUUGGGUCUUUAAAACCUUUAAUCCCUUUUAAGCAUUUUAGACUUGCAUUCAGAGAGAAUUUCUGUCUUCUAAAGACAUUUUCCUAGCACCAUUUUGCUGUAGAGAACUAGCAAUAAAAAAAAUCCUCUCCAAAGGAAACGAAAGAUUACUUUUUUUAGCCAUUAAUAUGCUUCUGUUUUUAAUAUUCAAUUCUUAUUGCAAUGUUGAAUUAAAUAUUCACUUUUAAAAUGAAGCAGUGUGUUUAUCAGUGUCUUGGUGAUAGAUCUUUAAUUAAUGUCUCAGGAAUAGGAAGUCAUGAGCCUUUUCAAAGGUUGCAAACCAAGAAUUAGAAUCAUGCAAGUUGUAGAGUUGAAAGGCACUUGUGAGACUCUUUUGAGGGCAUAGAUUUUCUUGUUUAACUUUCAGGUGCCUAAUUUUGCUUUAGCACAGUGCUUGGUAAAUAUCUGUAGAUUAAAUGAAUUUUAAUCAACUCUUCCAUUUUAUAAAUGAAAGCUGAGACGCAGUAACUUAAGAGACUUGCCCAAGAGGUUAUAUCUAAAUCUCUUCUUUUUACUGAGCAUAGAAAGGUUUUGUUUUACUUUAGAAACAAUGUCUUUAAAAAUCUUGUUUGGAGGCAAGUAACUUUAAUAGGUGGUCAUUCUAAAAACAAAAGUUAACUUCUGGAGUGUGGUAUUAUUUCACAUAAACUAGGAACAACAGAGGUAGUAGAAAAAGCAUGGACUUUGAAGUCAGACAUUUGUUCAUUCAACUAAUACUUAGAAUUGUAUUGGGUAAUAGCAGUGAAGACAAAAAAUAUCUCUGUCCUGUGGAAAUUAUAUUCUAGUGGAGGAAGGCAAAAGAUAAAUAAUUCCAUACGGAGAUAAGUGCUCUAAAGAAAAUAAUGCAGUGCAAUAUGAAAGAGGUGACUGGGAUAGGGCCAACUUUACACGCAGUUUUCCAAGGUCUUUGAGGAAGUGACAUUUGAGCUGAGUCCUGAAUGAUGAGAAGAAACCAGCCAUGUGAUGGCUGAGGAAGGUAUGCUAAGCAGGUGUAACUGCAUGAGCAAAGGCCUUGAGACGGGUAAGAGCUUGGCUUAUCUGAGGAAGGAAGGGAACCUGUGUGGCCGGAGCACAGUGGUGAAGAGUGGAGCAGUAUGAGAUGACACCGAGGACACUUCUUCCCUGGUGCUGUGUCUCCCAACUCUUGGCUGGGCACGUGGCUGCCUAGAAUAAAGAUGACAUUUUUCCAGCCUUUCUCUUAGGUAGGUGCAGUCAUAUGACUUAAGUUCUGACCCAUGGCACAUAUAAAUGGAGGUGUCACGUAGAGCUUCCAGGAAUCUUCCUUAAAACACAGCAGGCAUGUACCCCCUGCCCGUUUCUUAUUCUUCCAACUUUGCUGCUUGGAACGCAUAUAAUGACUGGUGCUCCAGCUGCUCUUUUAGGUCACAGGGAUGAGGCUCAGGUCCUAGGGACACAGGGGCAUGACUGGGAAGGAGUGUGUGCCCUGAGGACUUUCUUGAAGCUGAGCCCCCACACCAACCUUGGAUGGUCUUCCUCUAGACUUAACGUACGUGUCAGAGAUAUAAACUUCUAUCUUGUUUAAGCUAUUGUUUUUUGGGUCUCUUGCUCAUAGCCAAACCUAAGCCCACCUGACACAGGCAGGAGCCACGUCAUCUUAAGUUUUUAUAAGUACUGUGAAGGGAUUGGCUUUGAUUCUAAAUGCAAUGGGAAGCCAGUGAAGUUUGAAGCAGGAGAAUAAUAUGACCCAAUUUGUAUUUUAUACGAUAUGAGGGAGAAUGAGUUGUAGGUAGAGGAAGAGGAAAACAGUUAAAAGGUUCUUAGAAGUGGUACAACCUCUAUGGAGAAGUUAGCUGUCUCUGUCAAAAUGGUGUGAUUUAUCCUUGCACCACCAAUCCCACUUCCAGGAUUCAGUCCCCCAAAUCACUGGCAAAAAUACAAAAUGAAGCAUGUACAAUACAAGGCUCUUUAUUACAGUAUUUGUGAUAGACUAAACACAAUCCAAUACCCAUCAGAGGCAGAUUGGUUGAAUAAAUUAUGGGUUAGCUGCCCAGUGAAUUACUACUCUGCGACUAUUAAAAGGGUUGAAGACAUCUAAUACUGCCAUGGGGUGAGCUCUAGGAGAUGUUAUGUGGGAGAGCAAAACGUGGGCAUAUUGUUUAAUAUGCUGUUUUAUGGAAGGAAUGGCGGAAUAUUAUGAGUAUGUGUGUUAUGCUUCCUGUUUUAAAAAAACAGUGGAAGGAUAAACCAAAACCUAAUAAAAGUGGUUACUAAGAGGAAGAAACUCGGUACAGGGGACAGGAAUGAAAGAUGACUUACCUGUAUGUUCCUUAUUUUUAGUUUGGACAAUAUUAAGUGUUUUAUAUAAUUAUAAAAUAAAAUUAGAUAAAAAAGGAAACACCAAAGCACUCUUGAAAACUGAAAACAAAUGAACUUAAAUAUAAGUUCGUGCUAUAAUCAUAAAUUAUUUUCAGUAUCUUUAAAUACUACUUUUUUGACUGCUCAUGGUUAGUGGGUUCUAUCCUAGGAAAAGAAGAGCAGCAAAGGAAUCAAAUUGCAUUUAGUUAAUAUUUUUAUUAGUAAUGUUGGUGUUGUUAUUUUACUACUAUAAGAUGAAAUAAUGUAUUAUAACAAUGUUAGGAACCAAGAUUUUCCAUGUAAGAGAAAAGAUACACAAUUAUAAAAUCAGGUAAGCUCAAGUAAAAACAGUAAUACUAAAUUUGAAUCGGAAAUAUCAGAAUGAACUUAUUUAUUUUUGAAAUGCAAAAGUUUUAACUUUGAUAAAGUUCAAUUUAUCAAUUUUUUUAUUUCCUAUGCUUUUGGUGUUGUAUCUAAGAAAUCAUUGCUUAACCAGAAGUCCCAAAGAUUUACUCUGUUUUCUUUUAAGGAUUUUAUAAUUUUAGCUUUUAAAUUUAGGUCUGUAAUCCAUUUUGAGUUAAUUUUUAUGGUGUGGGUAAGCAUCCAAAUUCAUCAUUUUGCAUAUAGAUAUUCAUUUGUUUCAGCACCACAUAUUGAAAGACUAUUAUUUUCCCAUUAAUUAAUUGGCCAUAGAUGUUUGAGUUUAUUUCUGGACUCUCAAUUCUAUUUUAGCGACCUAUAAUAUGUCCUAUGCCAGUACCACACUGUCUUGAUUACUGUGGCGUUGUGUUUUGAAAGCAGGAAGUAUGAAUCUUCCAGCUUUGUCCUUUUUUUAAGAUUGUUUUUGCUGUUCUGGGUCUUUUGCAUUUCCAUAAGAAUUGUAGGAUCGGUUGGUCAAUUUCUGUAAAAAAGUUUAACUGGGAUUGUGGUAGUUAAGUGUGUUGAAUUUGUAGAUCAGUUUGGGAAGUAUUGCCAUCGUAGUUAUGUCUUCCAAUCCAUGAACAUGGGAUAGGAUAUCUUUCCAUUUAUUUAAAUCUUUUCAAAAUUU